Molecule: messenger RNA, 1461 nt
Organism: Maudiozyma saulgeensis
Lineage: Eukaryota; Fungi; Ascomycota; Saccharomycetes; Saccharomycetales; Saccharomycetaceae
Source: the annotation of a GenBank genome assembly
AUGUCUAAGAAAUUUACAAAACAAAACUCUCAAAAGUAUGCCGUUGUGCAUAGACCCCAUGAUGACCCGCAUUAUUAUGAUGAAGGUGCAUCAGCACAUGUGUUUGUACCUAUCAAGAAUCCUAAUGCUAGAGUCAAAGUACGUACCGAAUUUGAAGAGAAGGAAGAGGAAAUUCCAGAUUUAACUACUGAUGAUCAUUUUGUUCCGGAGAAUGAAAAGGAAGCUGGUGAUGCUUCAACAUACGGUAUUAAAUUUGAUGAUUCAAAAUAUGAUUACAUGCAACAUCUUAGACCCAUGGGUCAGAAUCCAGAUUCUGUUUUCAUUCCAUCUAAAAAAACUGUUGAACAUAGUAGUUCCAGAAAGAAGAAUAUUGAAGAUAUGUUUGUGGAACCGGAAUACAAGGAUGUUGAAAACAAACCUACUCAAAGAGUAUUUCAAGGUGGUAUGGCUAAGCCCGAAUAUUUAGCUCAUCAACAAAAUGUAACGGACGAGAUUUCAGGUUUCAGACCCGAAAUGAAUCCAGCAUUGAGAGAAGUCCUAGAGGCUCUUGAGGAUGAAGCUUAUGUUGUUAAUGAAGAUAUCGUAGUUCAACCAAAACAAAAAAAGAAGUCAGAGUCCAGUAAACCAAAAGAAAUGAAACAAGUUCAAGAAGAACUUGAAGAUGAUGAAGAUGAUGUUUUUGCAGAAUUAUUAGCUGGUGGUGAAGCUGAAGGUGAUGAUGACUUCGAGGACCAAUAUGAUGAAUGGGACGAUGCCGAAUUAGAAAAUUAUGAAGAUGAGCAUUAUAUGAAGGAAAUGGAACAAUUUGAUAAUGUAGAAAAUUUAGAAGAUUUACAAGAUAUUGACUACCAGACAGAUGUUCGAAGGUUCCAAAGAGAAAAGAAGAAUGAUUGGGAUAGUGCCGCUGAAUCAGAUAAUGAAUUUCUUGAUAACAAUUCCGAUAUUGGUAAUAUAUCAGGAUUAAAUAGUGAGGUAGAAGAAGAAGAGAAUGAUGCAUUGGGUGAUUUACCAACAUUUAAAUCGAAACCAGUGAAAGGUAGUAAAAAAAGAAGAAGUCGCCAAAAGAAAGGUGCAAUGUCUGAUAUAUCUGGAUUUUCAAUGAGUUCGAGUGCUAUUGCUCGUACGGAAACCAUGACAGUAUUAGAUGACCAGUAUGAAAGUAUAAUCAAUGGUUAUGAGAACUAUGAGGAAGAACAAGCUGAUGAUGAAGAGAAUACAUACCAACCGUUUGAUAUGUCCAAAGAACGUUCCGAUUUCGAAUCAUUAAUGGAUGACUUCUUAGAUAAUUACGAAUUAGAGUCUGGUGGGCGUAAAUUAGUAAAGAAAAAUGAAGAUGUACAAAAAUAUAAAGAUGCAGCAGACGCAGUAAGUAAAGGUAAACUAUCACAAAGAAGAAAUCGUGAACGUGAAUCAAAGGACGUUAAGAAAGUUACAAACUCUUUGAGUAGUCUACGUUUUUAG